Messenger RNA from Culicoides brevitarsis, 5341 nucleotides. It is a transcript of the gene l(3)76BDm, whose product is annotated as trafficking protein particle complex subunit 8. Gene Ontology annotation, cellular component: TRAPPIII protein complex. The coding region runs from base 56 to 4003 and encodes 1315 amino acids. Lineage: Eukaryota; Metazoa; Arthropoda; Insecta; Diptera; Ceratopogonidae. The record is from RefSeq and is a predicted model, not a curated record. The transcript is spliced from 5 exons.
UUUUGUUUUCUUUUUACAUAUUUGAACGAAAAGAAAAUAAUAAAGAAAAGUUUUAAUGCAUACUCCAAAAGAAAUAAUUCAAAAUGAGUUUAUGCCGAGAGUGGCAGUCAUCUGCUCAGCUUCAGCGGACGAAAUUUGCAUGAAAAACAAUUUAUCAUUCGUGGAAAUGUUACAGCCAUAUUGUCGUCUCACCACAGACGCUCACUUUAGAGACAAUUCAGGUGUUUCGGUAUCUGUGAAAGGUAUAUCAAUUAAUUUUGCAGAUGUCGAUAGCCGCCCGCCACAAACGAUGUUGGCACGAAAAUUGCUAAAUGAAUCUGUGGCUACGACAACAUCAAUUGAUUCAAAAAAGAUGAUAAAAGUUAGCGAAGAUCUAACUAUCGAUAUUCCUGAACCGUGUUCCUGGUUUGAGCAAUGGCGAGAGAUUUUCUUCAGCGUCCAAUUUCCUGCAGAUCACGAGUUCACGCGGCACUUUUUAUCUUGUUUAAUUGUCGUCUCGAAUUCCGAUCCAAAUCCACUUGAAAGUGCAACCCAAUUGACAUCCAAAAUCCAAAUGAUGCUCACUGCAGUACCUCCAAGACUUCCAAAAUGGUUUUCUACAGACGUUUUAAAUUGUUACGUUAUGCUGCACGAUGGAAGAAGCAGUGAUCUGAGCCAGACUCAGCAGGGCUUUGAGUCACUCAAGGCUGUGUAUGGUGAAAACAAGUGUUUCUUGUUGCAAAUAAAUAACAAUGAAAAUCCACAAACAGAUAUCGUAGAUGUCUGGCAUAAGUUUAUCAAGAGACAACAAAAAGGAGUCGAUUCAACAACAAAUGCAAGUGGUAGUGAUUUGAUUCAAACCGAACGAUCACUACCAGAUGUUCCUGUUUCAAUUACGCCACCAGAUACAUUAAAUGUUGAUAUGGGACCACAUGAACUAAUAGUUGCACAUCCGCUAAGUCCUAUGACCGAAACAGGUCAGGAUAUUCUCCAGAAUAGCUCUAUGGUUGACAGUUCGGAGAGUCUCACUCAACCAAAAUAUCAUAAAGAAAUCAAAACCAUAUCUGAUCCGAAUGACUCUAUACACGGUCAGUUUUUAUCUUCAGCAGAUCUUGAUAAUUUGCGACACUUUGUGCAGGACUAUACCAUACGAGCUUUGAUUCCCUUCGUCGAGAAACUUGUUGGAAUAUUAAAUGAAUCGAUUGCUAACAAAAAAGGUGUAAGUCGAUCACUACUGAGUGCUACUAAGCGAUGGUUUGUUACAAAUAAACCCGCAAUAGGAACAGGACAAAAUUCAAUUGCGUACACCCAAGAUUCAACAGAGCUGCAAACAAGGAAACUUGGAGAUUUAUAUUUUAUGUUUGGAAAUUACAUGUUAGCUUUCCAGGCGUAUCACCAGGCAAAACGCGAUUUCAAUGCAGACAGUGCAUGGCAAUACUAUGCCGGGGCUUUAGAAAUGGCGGCACUAUCGGCAUUUAUGCAAGGGCAGGCCAAUAGAAAAACAUAUGAUUAUAUGGAAGAAGCCAUUGUUACUUAUCUUAAUUAUUGUAAAAUGCCACAGUUUGCCACUCGAGCUACAUUAUUGAGCCUCGAAUGUCUGAAAGCAGCAAAAAUGUAUAGCGAGGCGUGUCGUCAACUAACACGAAUGACAUCUGAAGAUUCGGAUCUUCGGUCAGCUUUGUUGCUGGAACAAGCUGCAUAUUGCUAUAUAUCUACUGAGACUCCACAAUUCCGUAAAUAUGCAUUUCAUAUGGUACUAGCGGCACAUCGAUAUCAAAGAGCAGGCCAAAGAAAACACUCCUAUAGAGCUCAUAAAAUGGCUUAUGAAGUUUAUCGUGGAAAAAUUUGGAAUCUAGCGGUCGACCACGUUUUGCACACCGUUGGAAAACAAGCUAUGGCUUUAAAGAAACUAGAUGAGGCCAGUACACUAUUUGCUCACCUCUUACGACCUUCUGCUUGGAAAGAUGCUGAAAAGCAAACUUUAUUUUUCGGCGAUUACAUUUCGGCACAAAAAGCAUUACUUUCUAAUCAAGAAGAAACGAUUGAUGUAGAACUCCUUGAUGUAGCGAUUCCUGUUAUCGAUCAGUCUUCAGUCAAAGUUUUGGUGACAUCUCGUCCUCCAGUUGCGAAUCCUCUAUUUGUCCCUGCAUCAAACAUCACGAUCAAUAGUUCCCUAAACAAUGAAUCAAAAUGGAAUAAACUAGAAGAAAUGGUGUCUCAAUACGCAUCUCCAAAACCAAUAAUGGUUUUCAAACCAAACAGGGCCUUGUUUUCUCAUGAAUAUCCAGCUUUAAAUGACAGUCCUUUGUGUGUACACGGCGAACCAGUCGAAAUAUGUUUCACACUUGAGAAUACAAUUAAACCUCAGAUCAUUUUUGAAGAAAUUCAUUUACUCUGGGAAUUCGUUUCUGACAAUGAAGAUAAAUGUCGAGUUACUAACAAGAAUUUGUUCAAACUUGCCGGAAUCGAUAUACAAGCUAAGGAAAUAUUAGACAACGUAAUUACUGCCAUUCCAGUAUCUCGUGUAGAUUUUGAUGAGUAUGAAAGAAAAAGAUUAGUAAUGAAAGUGACGCCAAAACAGACAGGAACAUUAAAAAUAGUCGGGGUGGCUGGCCGUUUGUCAUGUCCUAACGAGACAAGUGGUUCUCUAUGGGGGAAAUUAAUGUUUGAGUCUAAUUGGAUCAAAAUCAAUGAUAAAAAAGUAGAGCUGGACAAAAAGUUGGAGAUACAGGUACUUCCACCAGCACCUGCUCUUCACGUAAGUUUUUCACAAACACCUGAGGAGGUUUUGGCAGGCGAAGUAAUUCCAAUUAUGAUAAAUUUAACAAAUGCUGGUACAAGUCCGAUAGGUGAUGUAUUUAUUGCUUCCGAGAAUCCUCGGUGGAUCAGCGUAAAUCCCGAAGAAGCGGAUUUACCUUUGUCCGUGUUACGUGAUUUUAGGAAUUUAAGUAACGACACAUUCCAUAGAGAAAAGGAGGCUCGAAAACAACAUGUUUUUAAGUUGUUUAAAUCAAAUGAACCAAGUGUUAUAAAUCCAAUGGAGACAAAAACCUCCUCAAUUUGGCUCCAAACUCCCUAUCAAAAGGGUAAGAAAGAAAUUUGCAUUCUCAUAUACUAUGCCAUGUCAAGUGACUAUCCUAAACUUCGGUAUCGCCUAGUAAGACACAUUUGGAAAAUGAAUGUUCAUGAAUCGAUCAAUGUUGGGGCCGAAUGUAAUAUUGGUUCAGAAAAAAACGAACUAGCUAUCGAUAUACAAAUAAAAAAUAUGAAUCAAGUUCAUCAUGCACUAAUGACAAAUAUUAUGGUAUCCAAUAUACAUCUUUUUUGCAGGCAAUACGAUUUAGACUCGGACAAGGUAAUAUUUUUAAACAGUCCGAGUUACAAUCGAAUUUUAAAACAAAAUGAUGAAACUGGUUUAAAGUCGGACGAAGCGAUUGCUCUUCGUAUUCCUUUGAAAGAUAAAAAAAUCGCUGUAUCAAAGGAGUCUGUCCAAGACUUUCUGAAAACUAGUAUUUCUGAAAUGGUUGUUCGAAAAAUUCGUGAAGCUAAAAACCAGCUCCCAGAACUAACAACUUCUGGUAGCUUUUUACUAAAACACGAAACGAAAUUUAUUGACGUGUUUGAGAAAGGCAUGAGUGCCGAAGAUUUCAGUAAUAUAAUUUCAAAACCAGACAGACAUAUGACUCUUUGUUUGUCUUGGAAGGCGAUAGUGAAUGAUGGAGGCACAAUUCAAAGAAGUACAUUUGGACAGCAUUUUAUACAACUGCGAAAUAUAUCUGAAAUAGUGUUCUGUCCCCUAAGAGAGCGUCUACAGACCACAACUUUCGUACAAGAGGCUCACCAUUCAAUAUAUGAUAUUCAACGAUUGUGUGAUGAUGAUUUAGAUGUAUCAAAUAAUGAAACAGAUUGGGAGGCUAAUAGUAGCUGGGCUGUUCAUAAUGUAAAUGUGGCUCAACGGUGCUUCAUUGAAUACGAAGUGCAAAUAACAGAUAUGAUUGAUGGAAAAACUACGAAAAUAUUUUGAAAUAAAAUAUAAGGUACCUAUAUAAGUGUUAUAAACCUUAAAAAUACUUGUGAAUCAAAUAAAUAUGUACAAAAUGUUUUGAAACGGCUACAUUUAGAUAGUUAGUUUUUUGUUUCGAUUAAUUGAAAUUUACUUAGUCAUUGAAAUUUAUUGAGUUUUACGAGCCAAAUUCUAAUCUUUCAAAAAAGGAAUUAAUUAAAUUAGUACACCUUAUAAAAUAAAACACUAUAAUGAUAAAUAUUGUUUUGCACAUCGUUUUUGUUUUAUUAAAAGUUAAAAUAAAAAGAAAAAAAUUUACAAACUUUAUAUAAGAGGCACUUGGAAGAAUAAAAGGCACUAAAAUUGCACUUUGGUCUUCAUAUAACGCAUUGUAUAUAAGGAGUCAUCAUACUUAUACCUAUAACUUCAUAGUUUUUUUCAUACUAAGGCUAACUGUUUAAUUCUACUUUGUAAAUCAAAAUGUCAGUCCAAGCCGAUUCAAAUAUAAGAAGAUGACCCUAUACAAAAUAUAUACAUAUACAAAUAUAUAUUUGCAUUAUAUAGAUCCAGAUUUGUGACAAAAAGAUUGAUAUUGCUCUCCAUAAUUGUCUUACAAACUAUCAUAAAAAGAAUAAUAAGGGUAUUGCAAAACCGUUUUCUGUUUCGCGUUUCAUCUUUGAAAUAAACACCAUGGGAGAUGGGGGAUAUAAAAAUUUUAUAUAGAUUUUCGUUUUUAGUUAGUUUUUAGUAAUGUGGAAAAGUAAUAAAAUUGUUCAAUUUUGAGUUAUUUUCUAUGAUAUUGUUAUAAAAUUAUCGUUUUGACUUAAUUUUUCAUUUCCAAAAAUUAAUUCUUGAUUUCUUAAUUUAAAUGUUCAUUAAUAACCUUUUGAAUAGUGCUAAAUGUCAAACUUGUUGAAAAACAGCUAAAAUAUCGCUAAAAAAGCUAGCAAAAAUUGAUUUCUUAAGUCAUUUAGUAUGAAAAAGUAUUUCAAAAUCUAUAUAAAAUUUCUAUAUCCCCAUGGUUAUUUUUGAUAAAAAUGAUGGAAGAGGAAACGCGAAACAGAAAACGGUCUUGGAACACCCUAAUGUAAUGAUCAUAUAUGUAAAUAUUACCUACUAAAUAUUAAUAUAAAUGAAUACAUAUUGCGUAAUUUUGUUAUUAAAUGAUGUAUAAUUGUAAAAAAGUUAAUUACUCAAUUCAUUUUUAAAAUUAAAAUUAAAUUGAAUCAAAUUAAAAACCUAAACUGCCUUUAAAAUUACUUUAAGAAAAAUUACUUAUGUGUUUAUCAAAUCAUAAUGAUCUUCUUUUAUACUCUGAUUUGUUGUCAACUCUUUAUUAAUACUUAAAAUGCAACCACA